GCUCUUUUUUUUCACUCCUCCAUUGCCUUUUAAUAAGCAGAGCUUUCCAAUUUUUCAUCUCAUAUCAAUCUUUUCGGUGUUGAUUAUUCGCCGGCGUAAUGCAGGGGCGAGCCGCCGCCGCCGCCAUCAGUCGUAUGCGCUCGAGUAGUGAAAGAUCGUCUAGCUCCGCUUUUCAACUUGAUGUUAAAGAAGAUAUAGGAGCGGAGAGUGAUGAGGAGGAGAUAAGCAGAGUUCCGCAGAUCUGCGACAACUCCGGCUCCACCGUCGGCAUUUCAGCGCCAGGUAAAGCGCCCGCAUCAGAUAGCGUAAGGAGCAGAGGGCGAAGUGCGGCUGAGAAAGAAAGAAAAAGGCUGAAGAGAUUGUUAAGGAACAGAGUUUCAGCACAACAAGCAAGGGAAAGGAAAAAGGUGUACUUAAGCGAGUUGGAAGAAAGAGCAACAAAUUUGGAGAAAAGGAACUCGGAGCUUGAAGAGAAGUUGUCCACGUUACAGAACGAGAAUCAAAUGCUUAGACACAUACUGAAGAACACAACAACCAACAAGAAAAGUGAUAGCGAUGCUACUAAAUGCUAAGGGAAACGAAACCAAAAUUGAUAUAGCGGUAUGACAAGGUAAAUUUACUCUAGUAUUAGUAUGUGUACAUAAUAACCAUGUCGACUCGAAAGAAAUUAAAUGAAUAAUUAAGUAUGGGGUAGGCUUUAAUUUCAUGUGUCGGGAUAAAUUAUUUAACAUGACAAAUACAAAUAUUUGUUGCUUUUUAUAUAAUCAUUUGAUGUAUGAUAAAGAAACUGGAAAUUUCUUAGCA
Molecule: messenger RNA, 804 nt
Organism: Cucumis melo (muskmelon)
Lineage: Eukaryota; Viridiplantae; Streptophyta; Magnoliopsida; Cucurbitales; Cucurbitaceae
Product: transcription factor HY5
Exons: 4
Coding region: 99-572 (157 amino acids)
Biological process (GO): positive regulation of transcription by RNA polymerase II; response to far red light; regulation of photomorphogenesis
Cellular component (GO): nucleus
Molecular function (GO): DNA-binding transcription factor activity, RNA polymerase II-specific
Source: RefSeq, a predicted model, not a curated record